Porites lobata is the source of this 1383-nucleotide messenger RNA. Lineage: Eukaryota; Metazoa; Cnidaria; Anthozoa; Scleractinia; Poritidae. The record is from the annotation of a GenBank genome assembly.
AUGACAUCGGUUACCACAACUCCAAAUUCAAAACAGAAGUGUUGGAUGAAUUGGCCCGUACCGGGAGUGACACUGGAAAAUUACUACGUUCAACCCAUUUGCACUCCAACGCGAGCUCAGCUUUUAACAGGAAGAUACGACAUUCACACUGGUCUUCAACAUGGCAUCGUCUGGCCUUCGCAGGCGAACGGUCUCCCGCGCAACGAAACCACAAUCGCUACGAAACUUAAACAGAGCGGUUACAAGACACACAUAGUUGGGAAGUGGCAUCUUGGCUUCUAUCGGAAAGAAUUUCUUCCUACACGAAGAGGAUUUGAUUCUUUUUACGGGUUCCUAACAGGUGGCCAAGAUUACUACACUCACAUCAACAGACUUGGCUUUCACAAGCCCGGAUACACGCAGCUUAACGGCUAUGACUUUUGGCGAGAUGAAGAGGUCGAAAAAAAUGUCAUCGGGGAAUAUACCACGUUUCUUUUUGCUGAAGAGGCUGAGAGAAUCAUAAAAAAACAUGACCCGAAAGAUCCACUGUUUCUGUUCUUAUCAUUUCAAGCACCACACAUGCCCCUGCAAGUGCCAGAUAGGUUUUUGAAAAGGUAUGCUGAGAUAAAAGAUCGCAAGCGCCGCUUAUAUGCUGCCAUGGUUUCUUGCUUGGACGAGGCAGUUGGCAAUGUCACGAGCGCGCUGAAAGGGCGCGGCUUAUGGGAAAAUACUGUGUUGAUUUUCAGCAGUGAUAACGGGGGACAGAUCUUAGCUGGAGGGAAUAACUGGCCCCUGCGUGGCUGGAAGACUUCGCUGUGGGAAGGUGGCAUACGAACAGUGGGCUUUGUGAAGAGCAAGCUAAUUAAAAACCCGCGGAGAAUUCACCGGGAGCUUAUGCAUGUGUCAGACUGGUUCCCGACGCUUGCUCAUUUGGCGGGAGCAUCAAUUGAAGGUCUUGCACUAGAUGGUGCUAAUCAAUGGACCAGUAUUAGUGAAGGAACGCUUUCUUCAAGAAACGAAAUCCUGCAUAAUAUUGACUGUCACGAUUCAACUUUGGGCGGUCCAAACGGAUGCCAUUGUCGCCAGGCCGCGCUUAGAAGGGGCGACUGGAAAUUACUGAUCGGCUGCCCGGGAAUCGGAGACUGGGUUCCAGCGGCAGAAAUGAACAAACCGACCCAGUCCUCCACUGGUUGUCAGGGUCCAAACAGUGUUUUCCUUUUCAACGUCACCGACGACCCGGAAGAAAGAAAAGACGUUUCUGAACAGCAUCCAGAUGUGGUGCGGGAUUUAUUAGAAAGGAUUGAAGUGUAUAACGCUACUGCUGUGCCCGCUCGCUUUCCAGAUCCUGAUCCCAACUCUCUUCCAGCUAAGCAUGGGGGGAUCUGGGCACCAUGGAUGUAUUGA